AUGCAACAAUCGUCGUUGGCUGCUACAGUUGGCUCAUCCGGCAUUGUCAACAUCACAACGACGGAGACACCAGAGUUCGGCAUCACCUUCAGUCUUUCGAUACCGCCCACGGGUACCACUCUAGGCACCGGGCCUGCUUCUAAUGCUACACAGGUCGAAGCUUUACAGACUUCUUCCGUUCCACUUGUAAUCAAUUCAACAACUGCAGGUCUGUUAACCUCCAAUACUUCAGAUAGUGCAUCUGACUCUCCAUCGGAGACCCAGAGUGCGAAGUCAAUAUCAAGUUCUGAUGGGACACCAGCCACAGACGGAUCUAGUACUGAAGACGCGAAGACAACUGCGAGCCCACACGUUCCUACAAGCAGUCCAAGCCAAACAGCUGCUGCUGUUAGUCCGCCUCCGCUCACGACCUCGCAGACCGCUGGUGUUGCGGUCGGCGCCACAACUGGUCUGCUCAUUGCAGUCGUCGCAGUCAUCUUCAUCGCUCGUCGCUAUUAUGUGACCAAGCAAGGCAAUCGUAUGAGUACUGGAUCGAUCUACCCGAAGAUUGCAUAUCUCUACGACCCUAAGACUAGCGGAGAUGGUGGCGACACGGAUGCUUUGAUGUCUGGUGCUACAGGCGGUCCGAAUGAUACUGUGCGGGGUGCAGCACGGGGUGUAUCGAUCCACACGCAGCGUCAUAGCACAGUCACGAUGCCAGUCACUCGCUUCACAAGUCCUGGCAACCCGUUCGUGAGGGCAGUCUGCGACCCAGCAAUUCACAGAUACUCUGAAUAUGCACGUGUCAAUACCGCACGGGCGCUUUCAUCUGCAGUAGCGGGCUAUGGUGGUACCCCCGAUCAUUCGUCCUUGUACACGAAGUACCCACCAGAUGUCACAGAUCCAUUUAAUGACUAUGUGAUCCCAUCACCGAUCUUCGCUCCUUUCUCACCGGAUGAUAUUCGAAGGCCAGAACUCAGGACACCGCGCAAUGUGGAAGGCGAAAGGGGGCAGUACUUGCAGAUGGCCGUUAACCCGUACGCAUACCUCAACACCCCAGCUUCGAUGUAUCCGCCAGUCUCACCUUACGAGCGCUCGUCGACUCAAGGUCCCUUGCUAGCCAACGAUGCUAGACGUCAGACCAUCGACAGCGACCCGUUUGCGGACCCAUUCGAGCACGACCUACUUCUUCAUGUCAACGAGCAGGAUCGUACAUCCGAUAGCGUGACAAUAUUCGCCCCGUCGCCGAAUCUUGUGACUCCACGGACUCCUCGAACCCCAGUAGGGCCAAAGUUACCAGUCAGACAACCCAAUAGCAUGACGUCGGCCAAGUCACUGUUGAGCCCAGUGGCGGCAAAGUACCUGCACGAAGCGCAGGAGGUCAAGAUACCACAGAAGAGUGUUGCUUCACCUGUACUUGUGCAAGUGGGCCGUUAUUCUGUGAUCAAGCCCUUCUCACCUCCACCAACUGCACCAGAGCCUCUGGGAUGGGACGACAUCAAACACGAUUCCGAGAAGCACUUCUCAGAUGAGCAAAGUAUACCUGCGCCUCUCAAGUUUGCAUCUCCUGUGAUUAGGAAGAAGCCUGUCCCUAAGUCGCACGCUCGCACGAAGCCCUCCCUCAUAGGAGCAGGGCAGAUCCUUCUAGCUGGCAACGGAUUGCCAUUGACUGUCAAAAUACCGCAUAGGUACAGCAAGAGCGUUGGACUGGACGUGCCGAGGGCGCACGUCAGACCAGAUCCAGCGCACGAAGAACUGUCGAGAGAUCCAAUCGUACGGGAGAAGAGGAGUAGAGAGUUGAGAUUUGCAGACCCUGCUUUGAUUGGAAAGGAGUUCUGA
Molecule: messenger RNA, 1818 nt
Organism: Didymella exigua CBS 183.55
Lineage: Eukaryota; Fungi; Ascomycota; Dothideomycetes; Pleosporales; Didymellaceae
Exons: 1
Coding region: 1-1818 (605 amino acids)
Source: RefSeq, a predicted model, not a curated record